Molecule: messenger RNA, 419 nt
Organism: Drosophila guanche
Lineage: Eukaryota; Metazoa; Arthropoda; Insecta; Diptera; Drosophilidae
Exons: 1
Coding region: 59-331 (90 amino acids)
Source: RefSeq, a predicted model, not a curated record
CGUGCGGCUGGGAGCCAACGACAGUUUCAAACGGAAAGAUCGAAGCUAAACAAGCAAAAUGAAAGCAGCCAUCGUGUUCGCAGUUGUGAUUUUCGCGCUUCUCAGUGUCCUGGAGGCGGUGCCGGCUCCUCAGUUCGGCUACGGUGGCUUUCCCGGUGGUUAUGGAGGCUAUGGUGGCGGCUAUCCUGGCGGCUUCGGCGGUGGAUAUCCCGGCGGCUAUGGAGGCUAUGGUGGUUUUCCACGUCGCGGCUUUGGCGGCGGUGGCUUUGGCGGUGCCAGUGCCUCAGCAUCGUCAUCUGCAUCAGCCGGCGGCGGCGGCUUCUACGGCUAAAGACGGAAGCUCCCAUACUAUGUACCUUUAAAGCCUCAUCAAAUUAUUAUUUAAUAAACACAGUUUAGCCAUUCCUGUAACUCCAAAA